AAGUGUAUGACUGAAGGUUGAAUAUAUCAUACUGGUGAUGUUACCUUUCCUGGCAAGCUAUCUUGUAUUACGUAAUUCAUAUACCCACAUGUCCGAAAGACCUCCACGCGCACUACUCUUUUUGAAAUCCCCACUAUACCUCUAAAAAUCAACAAUGUAACUCAAUCUUCAUGCACUUUCGACAAUUUAAGAUAAAUACUAAAAAAGAAGCCCAGAAUUUUAGAGAAUUGUAACUAAAAUCGCAAAAAAUACCAACCAUUUUGAUAACUUUUUUAAACUGGAGUCUGAACUGGAUUUAUCUUCUUUACUUGCAUCAGCCAAUUUAACCUUUACCCACGUGCUGUAUUAUACUCACUGCGCACACUCCAUGACCUAGAUAUCAGGGACAAGUUGUUGUUUUAUAUUUUAUCAUAUAUUUUAAAUCAAAGUUAAAACAAUGAAAUUCUGCAAAAUUUCUUCAAAUGAUAAGAUUUUGCAAUAAAAAUGCUAAUUUAAAACCAAACCAUAAACAAAAGAGCCUGAAAUAGAUCUUUGAUCAAAAUUAAGUCGACUUCGUAAAAGGUUCAAUAACAGCUCCCGCCGGCCAUCGAACAGUCCAGAAAGACUCGCUGCAAUCAGAAAGGUGAUACCAAUUCUCAUAAUUAGGCUCAGAAAAGCUGAAGAAUUAAUUGACAACUAUUUAGAUUAAGCGUUAAAAGGUAACAAAUUCAAGAUGUUCCGAUUACCAAGUGUUGUACGUUCCACCCUUGCUCGUCAGAUGACACCAUGUUAUGUCAGAUGUUAUUCUGCAAAAGAUUUGAAGUUUGGAGCUGAUGCACGAUCUCAGAUGUUACAUGGUGUUGAUACCUUGGCUGAUGCUGUGGCUGUUACCAUGGGACCAAAGGGUAGAAAUGUUAUAAUAGAACAGAGCUGGGGAAGUCCAAAAAUCACAAAGGAUGGUGUAACAGUAGCUAAAUCCAUAGAAUUAAAGGAUAAAUUUCAAAAUAUUGGAGCGAAAUUGGUCCAAGAUGUAGCUAAUAACACAAACGAAGAAGCUGGAGAUGGAACUACAUCUGCUACUGUUCUAGCUCGUUCUAUUGCUAAGGAAGGCUUCGAUUCCAUCAUCAAGGGAGCUAACCCAAUUGAAAUAAGGAGAGGUGUUAUGAUAGCUGUUGAUAAAUGUGUGGAUGAAUUGAAGAAAAUGUCUAAAAAUGUCACAACUCCAGAAGAAAUAGCUCAGGUAGCUACUAUAUCAGCUAAUGGUGACAGUGAAGUAGGUGAAUUGAUCUCCAGUGCUAUGAAGAGAGUUGGACGUGAUGGUGUCAUUACUGUUAAGGAUGGUAAAACAUUAAAAGAUGAACUAGAAACUAUUGAAGGGUUGAAAUUUGAUAGAGGUUAUAUUUCUCCUUAUUUUAUGAACAAAGCAAAAGGAGCUAAAUGUGAAUAUCAAGAUGCUCUAGUAUUAUUUAGUGAGAAGAAGAUAUCCAGUGUUCAGUCUAUUGUACCAGCUUUAGAACUGGCUAAUCAAGCCAGGAAACCAUUAGUUAUUAUAGCAGAGGAUGUGGACAGUGAAGCUCUUUCCACUUUAGUAUUAAAUAGAUUAAAAGUUGGUUUACAAGUUUGUGCUGUGAAGGCUCCAGGCUUUGGUGAUAACAGAAAAAAUACUUUAUUAGAUAUGGCUAUUGCUUCAGGAGGACAGGUAUUUGGUGAUGAAGCCAGUAUGUAUAAAGUAGAAGAUGUCCAGAUGCAAGAUUUUGGAAAUGUUGGUGAAAUUAUUAUCUCUAAGGAUGAUACUCUUAUUAUGAAGGGUAAAGGUGAAAAAGAUGAGAUAGAAAAGAGAAUGACUCAGAUCAGAGAUGAGAUAGAAAUGUCUACAUCGGAAUAUGAAAAAGAAAAACUUAAUGAAAGAUUAGCCAAGCUAUCAAAUGGUGUGGCUGUACUCAAAGUUGGAGGAACAAGUGAAGUAGAAGUCAAUGAAAAGAAAGAUAGAAUAAAUGAUGCCCUGAACGCCACUAGAGCUGCUGUAGAAGAAGGUAUUGUUCCUGGUGGUGGAACAGCUUUAUUGAGAUGUACUCAAGCUUUAAAUGAAUUGAAAGCUGACAAUGAUGAUAUUCAAAGAGGUAUUAACAUUGUAUUAAAAGCUCUACGUGUUCCCUGUUUAACAAUUGCUAAAAAUUCAGGAGUUGAUCCCCAUGCUGUAGUAGAAAAAGUUGCCAAUGGUCAAGCUGAUUUUGGGUAUGAUGCAAUGAAAGGAGAGUAUGAUAAUUUAAUUUCUAGGGGUAUUAUUGAUCCAACAAAGGUUGUUCGAACAGCUUUAGUGGAUGCUGCUGGUGUGGCCUCUCUAUUAACAACAGCAGAAACUGUAGUGGUAGAAAUUCCUAAACCAGAGCCCGAGGGACCCCCCGGUGGUAUGGGGGGAAUGGGUGGUAUGGGUGGUAUGGGAGGCAUGGGCUUCUAGACUCUAGUGUGAACUGACAUUAUGAAAGACUAAAAGCUCUAUUCUUACUGCUGUCAACUGGAACAAUUACAUUCUGCAAUAAGACUGAAAAAUAAUUAUAUGAAUUAAAUAAAUUAUAUUUAACAAAUAAUCACUGUAAAGUAAACAGACAUCUGUAAAUUGAAUUGUGGUUUUCUUUUUGUAUCAAUGGGAAAAAAUCCCAGAGUGAAUUUUUAGUACUGUUGAGUUGAGAAACAAAGAAAUCUCGUCGCUAAGUAAUUUUGCACACAAUUGACAGCAGUAUAAAUAGCUUAAUAUUUUAUUUUCCAUCAAUCGAUACAGUGAGAUUGUGAACAGAGUGCUAUUAUUAAUGAAGGAAGAUAACAUUGUUUGAAUGUGAACAAAUCCAGCUUUCAGUUUCCCGUGAAUCAAAAUCCAUCUAACAUCUAUCUCUGUUGUAUCCAUAUUUGUCAAUGUGGUGAUAUUGAUGAAAAUGGCAAAGAACCUCAAAUGUAUCAUCAGGGAUUUAUAAUUGUAUAGUACUACAGAAUGAGUCUUGUAUGGUUUAAAGUUGACAUAUCUUGCAUUUCAAUGACAUAGUAGUUUGUUCAUGAAUGAAUUUUUAAAAACUUUGUCUAUGAUAUUGUAGCAUUAACUGUUAUUUAUAUUGAGGACAUUUUGAAUGAAUUAUUUAGAAAUAUAUUUGAAGAAACCUUUAUAAUUGUCCAAUUGUUUGAGUAAGUGUGAAAAUAAUGUAUAAGUACUGUACAAUUCCUGUGAAAAUCAUUUGACUUAUUAAUUAAUGGAGCUUGUAAGAAAUAUUUCCUAGUUUGUUAAGAUGAUGUUUGUUAUAGACAAGAUUGUUAGUUAUAGAUCAAAAGUGUAGUAGUUCCAGACCCAUUGACCUUUUCUCAAGAAAUCUUAUAAUUAUAUUAUUGUUGAGUGACCAAAAUUUACUAUAAAAAUUUUAUUGUAGGAUUUUUGAGAAAAAGGCCCUGGCAUUUAAAUCAUUCAAUGUAUGAUGAAUAAAAGUAAUUUUGUGUACUGCAUGAACAUGAAAUCUGAAAAACACAAUCAAAAGCAUACAUCCAUGUUUGAGGUUGGAUUUAACAUAAACAUAUUCACCCCUUGAACCCAGGCACUGUACUGUACUCUGCUGAGAAGACUUUAUUGUCCAUUUUGUUCAGAACCAAUGUUAAUCUAGUUUGUAUGUUUCCUAUAUUGACCAAUCAGUAUGAAAAGUUUUACAGAUAAGAUAAAAUUUGAGUUUUAUUUUAGAGGUAUAAUUGUGUGAAAUGGUAUAGUAUGUAUAUAGAUAGUAUUUUAUAGUAGAACAAUAAUCACUCUAGGCUACACCCCUCCCUCAGUGUUAAUGUUGUGUGAUAAACAGAUAUAAUUCAUUAUCAUUUUGAUUAAUAAAACAAUUUAAAUUACA
Lottia gigantea (owl limpet) is the source of this 3851-nucleotide messenger RNA. RefSeq lists its product as hypothetical. The transcript has 13 exons. Gene Ontology annotation, biological process: protein refolding; mitochondrial unfolded protein response; protein import into mitochondrial intermembrane space. Lineage: Eukaryota; Metazoa; Mollusca; Gastropoda; Lottiidae. Gene Ontology annotation, molecular function: ATP binding; protein-folding chaperone binding; ATP-dependent protein folding chaperone. The record is from RefSeq and is a predicted model, not a curated record. Bases 713 to 2437 code for a protein of 574 amino acids. Gene Ontology annotation, cellular component: mitochondrial matrix; mitochondrial inner membrane.